Molecule: messenger RNA, 1161 nt
Organism: Dendronephthya gigantea
Lineage: Eukaryota; Metazoa; Cnidaria; Anthozoa; Malacalcyonacea; Nephtheidae
Product: phospholipase D LarSicTox-alphaIB2c-like
Exons: 4
Coding region: 93-998 (301 amino acids)
Biological process (GO): lipid metabolic process
Molecular function (GO): phosphoric diester hydrolase activity
Source: RefSeq, a predicted model, not a curated record
CAUACUUGACGCAGUUCAUUGCGUGCAUAUUGUUAAAGAGAACUCUAGUGAAAACAAGCUGAUUUGCCUGAGCGUACCUUUAGUAGCAGAAAAUGUCGCAGUAUUCAUUCUUUGUACUGGUGGUCUCACUCACUCUUGACCUGGUGGUAUGUGAUCGGCCUAUAUACAACAUAGCCCAUAUGGUUAACGCAGUCAAACAGAUUGACCCGUGGUUAGGGUACGGAGCAAACGCGCUCGAAGCUGAUGUGGCCUUCUCUGAAUAUGGUACACCUGAGUACACUUACCAUGGAAUACCUUGCGAUGCGGGGCGAGAUUGUUUACGCUGGGCUUACAUUGGAAAUUUCAUCACGGCCCUUAGAGCCAGAACAAGGCCUUAUGGUCCGAGAUUCAACCGCAAUCUUGUCUUGGUUAUGUUCGAUUGUAAGCUAAACGAUUUAGCCCAAAACAUGUUACCAAUUGCCGGGUGGAAAUUUGCAAAUAUUAUUCUCAAGCGAUUGUAUCGAAACAAUCGAACCAAGAUGAAAGUGAUUGUCAGCGUGCAAAACUUAUCGCAAAAAGAAUUUAUCCGCUCUGUGAUAACGAGCCUUCAGAACAACCCGGAGAUUCUCGCGAACGUUGGCUGGGAAAUUAGCUGGGAUAACGAGAAAGAACCGCAGGAGCUAGAACAAGGACUAAAAGAAGUUGGAGUUCAACCUGGUCAUGCCUGGCUCAGUAGUGGAAUCACUAACUUUGCUGCAGGUUUGAAAUUGGACGAACUUAAAAAAGAAGUUGAAUACAGAGAUAGCGGGAAUUUCUUCAGCAAGGUGUACGCAUGGACCUUGGACAAGCAGUCGACGGCAAUGAAGUAUCUUGAAAUCCAUUUGGAUGGUGUUAUCGCAAACUACCCAAGUCGAGUGAACAAAGCGAUUGAGCAAUAUAACAAGGAGAGAGGCUACAUAUACGGAGUAGAUAAAGUCAGACUCGCGACUUUGAACGACAAUCCAUUUCAACGUUUUUAAUUAACCGAUCUUUAUAGCAAGCUUAAGCAAACCGCCGUUAUUUGACGUCAUGCAUGAACGUCACGACGGUAACUUUAGAAAACCUGUAGUGAUAUAACUUGUUUGUAGUAUUGCAGUCUGCAACGAAAUAAAUUUGAGCUAGCUUACACAUGCGGUAAUAUGA